AUGAUCGAACUCCUCCGCACUCAUCGGGUACCUGGGAUGGACCCGAUAACCAUGCUAACGGCCCUUGCACGAUUCGUUAUCAAAGCCCUCGCCCGGGCACGGCGCUAUUGCCCGCGUGGUAUGCGCGGCCGACACAAUCUCAUCUCAAAGGCCAGGCUAAACUGCCAGUCUCGAACCCCCCAUCAGCACUGUAUACCCGUUAUUCUGGAACUCCGCACUGGGUACCUGCAGCGACAGACAAGUAUAAUGCUGGAACCGCAUGCCACGAUGGACAUAAGAUCUGUAUACAAUUACUACAUUAGGAAAUACACAUAUACACGUACUGGCGCCACGCCCACAAUGGAUCGGGAAACCGUAAUAUACAAUGGUAAAGUAACGAUCCGCCCGCUGGAGACAGAGACUUGGAGGAGUCUGGAGGAGCUCCAGCCACCGUCGCGAGACGAUGGUCCGCGAAAACUCGCCAAUACCUGGUGGAGCGUGGCAAAACGUUCUCGAAACCGCCUCCGACGGUCCAAUCACGCUCUGUCUUCCCUUGCCAAGCCGCUGGAAGCGCCCCCGACACCGGCCAUGGCCUUGGUGCUGGCGUCGGGGCUUUUCAGUACGACGGUGUAUGAUCGGUCACGAUUAGUCGCGUGA
Penicillium daleae is the source of this 636-nucleotide messenger RNA. RefSeq lists its product as uncharacterized. The record is from RefSeq and is a predicted model, not a curated record. The transcript has a single exon. Lineage: Eukaryota; Fungi; Ascomycota; Eurotiomycetes; Eurotiales; Aspergillaceae. Bases 1 to 636 code for a protein of 211 amino acids.